This is a messenger RNA of Cheilinus undulatus (humphead wrasse), 1315 nucleotides long. It is a transcript of the gene dnajc8, whose product is annotated as DnaJ (Hsp40) homolog, subfamily C, member 8. The record is from RefSeq and is a predicted model, not a curated record. Bases 11 to 766 code for a protein of 251 amino acids. Gene Ontology annotation, cellular component: nucleus. NCBI's taxonomy places the organism in Eukaryota, Metazoa, Chordata, Actinopteri, Labriformes, Labridae. The transcript has 9 exons.
CACUGGGAAGAUGGCGGCCGCCGGAGGAGAACCUUCCACUCAGAAUAUGUCGGAUGAAUUAUUUCAAAACUUCAUCUCUGAGGUGAAACAGAUUGAGAAGAGAGACUCUGUUUUAACAUCUAAGCAGCAGAUUGACAGACUGCUCAGACCUGGUUCAUCCUACUUCAAUCUCAACCCCUUUGAGGUGCUGCAGAUUGACCCAGAGGCUACAGAUGAUGAGUUGAAGAAGCGAUUUCGGGCGUUGUCAAUUCUGGUCCAUCCAGACAAAAAUCAGGAUGAUCCAGACAGAGCGCAGAAAGCCUUUGAAGCUGUGGACAAAGCCUAUAAAAUGCUCCUGGAACCAGAGCAGAAGAAGAGAGCUUUAGAUGUGAUUCAUGCAGGGAAAGAAUAUGUGGAGCAUAUGGUGAAGGAGAAAAAGAAAAAGCUGAAGAAAGAUGGGAAACAACAGGAUGUGGAGGAGGAUGACCCUGAAGUGUUCAGGCAAGCAGUUUACAAGCAGACCAUGAAGCUGUUUGCAGAGCUUGAAAUCAAGAGGAAGGAAAGGGAAGCAAAGGAAAUGCAUGAAAGGAAAAGGGCGAGAGAGGAAGAAAUUGAGGCAGCUGAGAAAGCAAAGCGAGAGAGAGAAUGGCAGAAAAACUUUGAGGAAACAAGAGAUGGCCGUGUGGACAGCUGGAGGACCUUUCAAGCUAAAGGCAAGAAGAGCAAAGAGAAAAAGAACCGGUCUUUCUUAAAGCCACCUAAAGUGAAGAUGGAGCAGAGGGAAUGAUGUAAAAGCAGGACUUUUAUUAGAAUCCACUCACUGUUAUAACAACCCCCCCCCCCCUUCCCAGUUUUGUGUCCUCAUCAGCUGUGGUCAGAUGUGGAGUUAUCACACAGUCGUCAGUACACACGACAGCCAACACUUCCUCAUGUUGUCCAUGGAAAUCGUAGUUUUGUACUCGGUUUUCUAAUGUACAUAUCUGUGAUCAGGACCCAGGGAUCAAACGUACGUCACACAAGAGAAACGAAGCAUCUUCCACUUCUGUAAUUGAUGAGAAAAAUGUGAUUUGUCUUUAUUCUUGUUUACCUUUUCUUUUUUUUUACUAAAUAAAGCUUUGUGUUUAAAAGCAGGCCAUAUAGUGGUUUAAAAAGCUGAGUUUAAAACUUGCAGAAAAGGAUAGUAGCUAGGUGUUGUUUGGAUAUUUUCAAGUAUGUUUUUAUUUUUUUAAGUUCUGACAGAAGUUAUUUUACAAAGCAAUCUAAAACUGUCCGAAGUUACACAAAUACAUGCUGUCAGAUGGGAGCAGAACUGAAAGAUAUUUAAGAUUUUGAAAUA